This is a messenger RNA of Mytilus trossulus (common blue mussel), 1076 nucleotides long. RefSeq names its product transmembrane protein 272-like. The record is from RefSeq and is a predicted model, not a curated record. The transcript has 5 exons. NCBI's taxonomy places the organism in Eukaryota, Metazoa, Mollusca, Bivalvia, Mytilida, Mytilidae. Bases 139 to 744 code for a protein of 201 amino acids.
AUUGUGUUUAACACAUGUACAUAUAACACUUUAAGGUUAUUCAAAAAUAAAAUAUCCAAUACAUUCAUGAAAACUGUCCUACACACAAGAAUCAGAAAAAAAAAGCUUUUGAUCUCAUCUCAUCGCGGACAUUAGAAAAUGGACCAACCGCCAUCAUAUGACUCCUUAUUUGGUAAAAUAGCUCAGGCAAAGGUAACGUCUGAUGGAAAUGUUGAUUUCGCCCGAAAAUCAAUAGGAAUUGUGUGUAACUCCGUGAUUGCCACAGUAUUAUUAGUUGUGUCCUUAGCAGUGCCAGUAGCAGCCAUAGUAAUAGGAGGACUUUACCUAAAUGACUGUCCAAAACAGAAAUAUAUUCCUAUAUACCUCAUCGUAUUUGGAGCUUUUUCCAUUGUGAAAGCUGUGUCGAGUUUGGUAGACAAUUUUAGAGCAAGGAAAAAUGAAGGAGAGCAGGAAGAAAGCAAACCUAAAAGUGCAUGUGAUGGUAUCAUUGGUUGUUUUCUGUUUGCAUGGUUUAUAGCAGGAAAUGUCUGGGUUUAUUCGACGUAUAAAAAGUUCUCUACAGAUGAAUUGAGUGAAGAAUACUGUCAACCAACAUUAUUUUAUUUCUCCUUUUGGUUAAUUACUGGUACAUACAUAAUUAUGGGACUCUUUUUUCUCCUCUGCUGUGGAUGUUGUAUAUCAAUGUUAUGCUGUAGUGCUAAAAUGUCAUCAUAUGGAUCACCUACUAGUAAAUAUGGUGUAUGAGGAACGUUAUAUGAUAAUAUGUGGACAUUCCUAUAGAUUAGUGACACUACAUUUAUCACGUUUAUGGCUUUAGAAUUACACGAGAGAUAUUAUUCACAAAGAAGUAGAGGUCAAAAUCAGUAUUUCAGCACCAUUAAGAGAGGAUGGAAUCCAAUCUAACAGUAGACAUAUAAAUAAGUAGAAAAUGAUAGACAUAGAAAUCUUCUUAUAAGUGAAUUCAAAUAUUUCAAUUUUACUUUCCUGUCUUUUCCACAAGCAAAUCAGGGAUAUAACACUACAAUUGUUCUCUCCUACAGGUGACACCAGCGUUAUGCAUGUAAGAAUUUUUUAUA